CCGUUUCAUUUCUCAAAUAUUGUCAAAGUCCGACAAAACUGAGCUGAAACAGUAAGUUUUGAGUCAAUCAUUUGCUUGUGGCCAGUAGCUGUAGCUCAUCACUAACUGGGCUGGUGCCGCUCAAUUGUCAGGUCCUCAUCCACCACCUGUAGAUUAACUCCACCUGUUUGUUUGCUUUCCACCAGAGUCCUUCCCUCAUCCACUCUUUGUAGCGUUAAUCAUCACCAGCAUUCUUCUUCUUUGGCGGCUUUCCUUCUUCCAGACAUGUUUGCUUAUGAGAGCUGCAGGAAUAACUGAUGUUUCACUGAGACGUGUCUCUUGUUCUUCAGCUUCAGAUAAAGAUGCUGAAGCAGUUCCUUCCACCUCCUCCUUGCCUCAGGGGGAACCUGCCGUCUCCGCUGAGCUGGGGGACCCAACUGACCAGGAGCUGCUGGAGGCCUCGGCAGAAGGCAGAGCCUCGGUUCAGCCGCUGGACCCUCCAGAGCCGCCCAGCAGACAGGACGCCCAGCUCAGACGGGAUCCUCUCUCUGCUGCUGAGCUGCUGCCUGAGUCCUGGCGGGCAGCUCUCAGCGCAGAGCAGCAGGACUGGAUCGGCCGGACGCUGUUUAUGAGGGACCGUCUGGGGAGGUCGCGUCUCACCGCCAACCUCAACCUCUGGUGGUUUUCUCCUCAGCCCCGGCCGGUCUAUCAUCAGCCUCCAGCGUCCCCCGACCCCUUCUUCUCUUGUCGGCUGUUCUUGUGGAUGCCUCACAGGGUGUGGCGUCUGCAGCUGACUUGCCCCCAGCCUCUGUGCAGCGGCUCCCUGACAAAGGCUGGGCUGUACAGGACCAUCCGGAGGGUCCUGGACAUUGACGGCUGGUACCUCAUGGCCACGGAGUACCUGGAGUGCCGUCAAUGUAAGAAGAAGGUCGGUGGGUGGUCACAGGGCAUCAUCAGGCAGCUGCCCCCCACCUACAGCUGCCUGUUCCCCGCUGUACUCACGUACAAGCUGUCCUGUGACCAGAAGGUGUUUGCACAGCUGAGGUCUCGCACUCUGGGCAACAGUGCGACCGGGCUGUACAACACCUUGCAGGAGCAGCACACCGAUGCUUGGAUACGGAGAUCCAUCCACUACCUCGGCGUAUGCGAGCAGUUCCGGUCCUUGUACUCCGUCCAACGGCAGGUCGCAUCACCGCCGUCCAUGCCCCCAGUACCGUCGGCUGCCUGGCUUCUGACGGUGUAUGGCUACGACGUGGUGAUGCGGCUGGACGAGUUCAAGGCCCGGAUCACGUCCACCUUCGGAUCCAUUUUAAAAAUGGAUUCCACCAAGAAGGUGAGGAAGAAGCUCGCCGGCACCGCCUCCAGCAUUUCCUCCUGGGUUACCAACAUGGGUAACGAGCACGGCCAGGUCCUCAUCAGCGUGUUUUGGCUCCUCAUCUGGCACCUCGUGCGUCGUUAG
Fundulus heteroclitus (mummichog) is the source of this 1438-nucleotide messenger RNA. RefSeq lists its product as uncharacterized. Bases 275 to 1438 code for a protein of 387 amino acids. The record is from RefSeq and is a predicted model, not a curated record. The transcript has 4 exons. NCBI's taxonomy places the organism in Eukaryota, Metazoa, Chordata, Actinopteri, Cyprinodontiformes, Fundulidae.